CCCAGUACAGUAUAGUUCAACUCGAAACAUCUUCCCUGUAGUGUCAUAUACAAAAAAGUUGACAUUAUCACUACUCAUCAGUCUAAGUUGCACUUGGACAAGACGCACAAGUUUAAUUUUAUUUAUUUUCUUGUCCCCGUCCAGCUUCUAUAUCGCGUUUAUACUUGGACUUAAACGUAUCUUGUUGAAUUUAUUACUAUUUUUUUUUUUCUCUUAUUAAGACGCCAUAAUCUGGAAUAUCAAGUUCACAGUCAAUGAGGCUAAGGCUGAGGCUGAAUUGCUAAAAUCAAAAGAAUUUCUUAUUCUUUUACACCUCUCUCGCACUUUGCUCCUUCUGUCAAAUAAGAGGAACCGGCCCAGUAUACAGCGCGCGGCGCGACAGCAGCGACAACAAAAAAAUGGCAGCAAUUAAUCUUUCAAAUAUUUUGUACCUCACGAUGACAACCAGGACGUUGCUACUUUUGCUCAUCACCUCGUUAGCUACACUCCAAGCAUGUCCGGUUUAUCUGACUGUUUCCUUAAAUGGAAAGUCCAUCGAGGAGUCUUUUGUGGAAAUCAACUGGGGACCGGAUUGCCGCAACAAACCCGAAUGGAUCGGCUUGUUUCCUGAUGAUCCAUCUGUGUCCAAUACACAACCUCUGGCCAGAGUUGACGAUCUUAAGAAUUCCACCGGAAAGGUUACAACAAAUGUUAAAAUUGGAAAACUAAGAUUUCCAAGGGGUUGGAAUCGUGAAGAUGUAAACACUUUACCAGCGGAAUAUCCAAAGGGAAAAUGUUUGGACUUUUUUGUGGCAAGUUUUAGAGGGAUGGAACUUUUGGCCGUGGAAUGUAUGAAAAUCUUACCCAAUUGGAUGGGAAAAACUAGUCAUGUAGCUGAAGUGCCACUAAAAAGUCUUUUUAUUCCAGGAACUCAUGCAUCUGGAGCUUUUAAUACAAAUCAAAAAUCAAAUCUCAUUAAAGAUUAUGCCUUCUCUCAACAUUUAGAUGUUUGGUCACAAUUAAUAUUUGGCAUUCGAUUUCUUGAUAUGAGUAUUGGAAUUAACUUGAAAAAGAGUAGAACGCCACCAGAGGAUGAUAACUUUUGGAUUGUAAACGAGAACAUGUUGGUAGCGAAAUUGGCUCCAAUUUUGAAAGAUGUCAAACGUUUUGUUGAAACGUCAGGUGAAAUUGUUAUUAUGGAUUUCAGUUCAUUUCCCAUUGGUUUCUAUAAACGCCCGGAUAGACACAGUGACCUGCUUCGUGUGAUAGAAAAAGAAAUCGGUAAUUUAGCCUAUAAACGCAACUCAACAGCCGAUCGUAACUUUAAAUGCUACGAACUAUCAAUGAAUGACAUCCGUAAAGCUGGAAAACACUUAUUACUAAUCUAUCCAAUUGAAGAGUUGCCAUAUCCCGAUAGUGAAUCCGAGAUACUCUGCCCCACUUGGAAGACAUUCUCACUAGGUGACAUGAAUACAUCCGCAUCAUUGGAUUAUAUGAGGUUCUUAUUUGCAAAGAAAAACGACUCAGUCAUCCAGGAUGAAGGCUGGAUAUUCCAUGCAGUACUUGGACUUGAACAGGCCCUGAACACAUAUAGCAAGGCACAAACCACUGAGGAACGGGCCGGUGUUAUUAAUGUCAAGCUAUCCAGUUGGCUUGGUGGACCAUGGAGUCUAACUGCAAAUGUUGUUGCUGUUGACUUUUUUACUUAUACGAAUUUAAUUGAUAUAGCAAUUUAUGCCAACUUGCAUAAGGCUUUCACCAUAGCUAAUAAAAACCUAACGCGUUUUGAAAUUGAAAAUUAUUGAUGGCAAAAAGAGUGGCAAGUAGUGGCAACUGGUGACUGCACUCGCAAGCUCCAUGCAAGCCAAGUGAGAGAUGUCUUUAAACGGUACAUGAGUAAUGAAUGAUUUUGUUUUUUUUGUAAUAUCAAUUUGAAAUUGUAAUUAAGUGAGGAAAUAAAUUUAUAAAAAAUUGA
Molecule: messenger RNA, 1954 nt
Organism: Eupeodes corollae
Lineage: Eukaryota; Metazoa; Arthropoda; Insecta; Diptera; Syrphidae
Exons: 7
Coding region: 399-1784 (461 amino acids)
Biological process (GO): lipid metabolic process
Molecular function (GO): phosphoric diester hydrolase activity
Source: RefSeq, a predicted model, not a curated record